This is a messenger RNA of Punica granatum (pomegranate), 1397 nucleotides long. The record is from RefSeq and is a predicted model, not a curated record. NCBI's taxonomy places the organism in Eukaryota, Viridiplantae, Streptophyta, Magnoliopsida, Myrtales, Lythraceae.
UUGUAUGCCGUCCCCGUCUUGCUCAAUCCUUCCUAUCAUCAUUGCUUUGCUUUGCGCCUGAGAAUUUCAACGGGGAGAGAGAGAGAGAGAGAGAGAGAGAGAGAGAGAGUUUGGUUGGGCUUCGUUCCUGAAUUUUCUAUUCCUCCCCUUUUGCUCUGCUCUGCUCUCUCUGAUCUCUUCCUUGCAGCUCAGAGCUGCUGUCGAGCUACAAGCUGCCAUCGCAUGGCGGUGGUUGACGCAGCAUAAAUGGAAAGGGUGCUUCUUCUAAUACUCCGAGCAUGUCAAGCCUUUCCUGGGGAUUAAAGUCCCAGUCUUCCAUGGUCCCAAAAGCCUCUCGACAUCCAAGCAUCAGUUUUAGACCCAUACAACCUUCUGAUCUGGAAAUCUUGGAGCGCAUUCAUGGUGAUGUAUUUCCUAUCAGGUAUGAAUCCGAGUUCUUCCAAAAUGUUGUCCACGGACGUGGCAUUGUGUCUUGGGCAGCUGUUGACCGUAGCCGCACUGAUGGACGAUGUGAUGAACUGGUUGGAUUUGUUACAGCAAGAAUUGUUAUGGCAAAAGAGAGCGAGAUAGUGGAUCUUCUUAGUUAUGAUGCUUCAAAAUCAGAUCAAUCUCUUGUCUACAUCUUGACUUUAGGAGUGGUGGAAAACUAUAGAAAUUUGGGAAUAGCCACAUCGCUUGUUCGUGAAGUUAUCAGAUAUGCCUCAACAAUCCCAACUUGUCGUGGAGUUUACUUGCAUGUGAUCUCUUAUAACAUUCCUGCUAUCCACCUUUACGAGAAAAUGUACUUCAGAUGUGUAAGGAGGCUCCAUGGUUUCUAUCUGAUCAAUGGUCAACAUUAUGAUUCAUACCUGUUCGUCUACUACGUGAAUGGUGGUCGAUCUGCUUGCUCUUUACUAGAGAUCGUAGCAGCUUUUUUUGGUUACAUGAAGAAUGGUUUCAAGUCCUUUACCGAAAGGUUAUGGAGUAAUGAAGGGAAGGCUGCCAAAUGGCCAAGAUAUAGAGAGACACGAAGCCUGGUAUCAAUGCCGCAUAAUGGGAAAAUCCGCACGACAGAGAGCACUGGUUAUGAGCGUGUUUAAAGCGGUUCAUCUUUUCGUUCUUAAUUGCAGCAAGAAGAGAAGAGAAGACAAGACAAGAGAGGAGAAGAGGAGAGAAGACAGUAUGCAUACACACAAUGCACAAUUGUAUUGACAUUCACUUUGUACAUGCUACGCCUCAGCUGCCUUUUUCAGUCUCUCUUACAGUGCCUUCUGUCCCAUAGAAAAAAAAGGUGGUAUGUGUUAUGUCUGUAUUUGAUCUGAUGAUAUGUGGCCCUAUUCACUUUUGCUGAAAUUUAUGAACUAUAUUUCACAUAAUUUAAAGAAAAAGCUUCGUCUAAUGGAUGGUUUCAGGUUUAA